Cyprinodon variegatus (sheepshead minnow) is the source of this 3645-nucleotide messenger RNA. Its product is annotated as antigen WC1.1-like. Lineage: Eukaryota; Metazoa; Chordata; Actinopteri; Cyprinodontiformes; Cyprinodontidae. Gene Ontology annotation, cellular component: membrane. The transcript has 16 exons. The record is from RefSeq and is a predicted model, not a curated record. Bases 28 to 3405 code for a protein of 1125 amino acids.
UUCAGUCGCUAGUGAUGAGCUGCGGUGAUGAUGGAGCUCAUGCUGCUGCUCCUCCACACCUUGGCUUACUUCACACCCACAGGCUCAGCAGAUCCAAAAGGAAGGAUUAUCCUACGAAGUGGAGGAGAAUCACCAUGUGAAGGACAUGUAGAGGCUUAUUAUGAGGAUAAAAAGACCUAUGUUGGAGAUAAAUACUGGAACGCUAGUGCAGAAGAAGUGGUGUGCCGUAGCACUCAUUGUGGAAAACCGAUAAGUUCCACAGAUGUUUAUAGACCUCUCAAAAGCAGAGUCGUGCUCAAUGAACUGAAAUGUCAGGGGAAUGAAGCGAGUCUUUGGGACUGUCCCGGCUGGCCAGGUAGUGAUGGCUUCAGUUUUUACAAGAAGCCCACAGUUAAAAAGAUCAGUUGUUCAGAUAAGAUUGAGAUCAAAAAACUACUGUUCCAAUGCGAGGGAACGGUCCGGUACUCUGUUAACUCCAAAGAUCAUGGUUACAUCUGCGAAGAGGAGUUUGGAAAAAUGGAGGCCGAUAUUUUGUGUAAACACAUUGACUGUGGGGAGUGGGGAAAAAUUCUACGGCCUGAAGAAAUCCUUGAAACAUCGAAAAUGAAGUCGAUAAACUGCGAAGGUAUUGAAGAUGUGACUCAUCCUUGGCAGUGCGUAAAAUCAGCACCCAAAUCCUGCAAACGCGCUGCUAGGAUCACAUGUAAAGAUCAUAAAAGGAUGCAGCUGAGAGGACACAACUCCAAUGUUUGUUCUGGUCAACUGGAAAGGGAAAACGAGAAUGGAGAGUGGAUACCUGUCAACAGCAACAGCAGCAGCAGCAACAACACAUCGGAACUGUGUUCCGACAUGCACUGUGGUGCAAAUGGAUACUUCACCCACAGCGACAACGGCCUGCAUCUAACCUGCUCAGGUAACAACAUUGGAACCGAAAUGAUUAGUGUUUCAAGAAAAGCGAUGUUGGACCAUGUGGAAUGCAGUGGGACGGAGUCGUCACUGUGGCACUGUAGAGCUAAGCAUCAAAGUGAUACACAAUGCUCAAACGUCCCUUAUGUUAUCUGUUCAGAGAGUGUGAGUGUAAACCUACGGGGUGGUCCUGGACACCUUGCUGGAACACUGGAAGUAGAGUAUGAGGGCGAGUGGAAAACAGCUAUUCGUUCUCCUACUGACAAUUCUGAUCUGUCCAAUAUCGUCUGCGAAAAACUGAGAAAAACUGAGAACGGCACAAAAAGGAGCUCUCAAUAUGUUGAAAACAGUAAUAAGAAAUUCCUGGUUUUGGAAAAAUGUGACUCAAAAACAGAGAUAUCUGACUGCAUAUCAAAAAAUAAACAGCAGUCCAACCCCAAGGGCUAUGAAUCCAUCGACAUCACCUGUCCGGAGAAUAAGGUUCUUUUCCUGCAUGGGAAUCAGCCAUGCUCUGGCACUGUUGGGAUCAUGUACAAGGAGAAAAAAUAUUCGCUCUCUUGGUCUAAUCAGACCUGGAACAUAGAUUUAGCAAGCAAGAUAUGCCAGGAGUUGCACUGUGGGAAUGCUUCCAAGAUUAGUUCAUCCACCAACAUCCAAUCCGAUGGAAUAAUUAAGCCUGAUAACUGUUUAUCUAGCAACAAAUCUCUCGUUGAAUGUGAAUUAGAAGAGAACUCUGCCUCCAAUCAGACCUUUGCUGCAGUGAAAUGUACAGGCACCAUCAGCGUGAAUCUGACAAACACCUGCUGGGGAUAUGUCAGCAUUACUACGGCAGACAAAAAUGGUUUUGUGGCUGAAGAUGCUUGGGAGGAAAAAAUGUCUGAGAAACUGUGCAAAGAGCUGUCAUGUGGUUCUUCCAUGCCAUCUAUAGAUGAGAGUCAGACAGAAGAACAGAUUGCCUUUAAGAGUUUGCAUGAUCUGAAUAAUGUGGGGACUGACAGGAAACUGAACCAGUACAGUUUGGUUUAUGCAAACGACUCACCUAGACGUAAACGGGCCUAUGUUGUUUGUAAAAAGAGCAUCAAACCAAGAUUCAAGCCGUCUCGUGACCACUGUUCUGGGAACGUGGAAGUGUUGUAUGAAGGCCUUUGGCUCCCAGUGCAUAAAGAUGCUCUCAAAGAUAAAAAUACUCAAAAAACCAUCUGUGAGGAGCUAAAGUGUGGGGCAGGUUGGGUACAGACGACUCCCCAUUUAGGGCCUUCAAAGGAGACUCAUCUCAUCAAAGAAUUGCAGUGUGAUAAAUCUAGGAGGUCACUAGCACUGUGUAAAAAAAUUGCUGCGGAGAAAGCGGAUAAAAACAUCAUCAAAGCUUCAGACCUUGGAGGCCUUAUCUGCUCCAAUUGGAGUAAGAUGGCACUUGAAGUGGAGGACUCCUGUAAAGGAAAAGUGGUUGUUUACUCUGGACAAACUGACCAAGACGAAGAGGCAAAAAGAAGUUUCGUCUCUUUUGAAGGCUGGACACAGAAAGAAGGAGAGAUGCUCUGUAAAGAUCUGCACUGCGGCCCAUAUAUAAAUAUAAAACCCAUUAAAGAUGCUGAGAUUAAUUCUUUAUGGAAUAAAAAGUUUAGUUGUUCUGGAAGAGAGAAAAGCAUUUGGGAAUGUAAGACCGAACCAAACAAUAACACAAAGACAGAAAAAGUCAUCCUUGAAUGUAAAGGUGAACCUAAAGUUGCCCUGUCUAAUGGCUGCAGUGGAGAGCUGACAAUAGAUGACAAGCGAGUGUGUAUGAGUCAGUGGACGGAGGAAGACUCUCAUAGAGUUUGCCAAGAACUGAACUGUGGCAACAGAAUUUACAAUGAGACUCUAAAAAGCAAGGAGAAGUCCUUCCAUGUUCACUGUGAUGAGCACCAUUACCGCAUUGGUCAGUGUCAGAGGGUAGAAGCGCCUUGCGACGCGGGUACGGUGUUUCUUACCUGUGCAGGUGGUGUUCGUUUCUGGGCAUCAGACGGGUGCGGUGGUGUUCUCUCGGUCAAUUAUAAAGGAGAACCAGAGAAUUUGUGCCAAGACGGCAUUUCUGAAACGAUAAAGGAGGAACUGUGUAAAGAAUUAGUCUGUAACAACAAAACCCAACCUAUAAAGAACAAAAAAGUAGAAACCAGUCUUGUCUGCCCGAACAAUCGUCUAAAAAAUCUUCGUUACUGUAUAAAUGACACCUGUUCAAGUGGGAAAUCAGCGAAUAUCCAAUGUGUUGGAUACACGACGCCCCCGCCUUCUUCCCCGCCUACUGCUCCACCAGAUCCUAUUCCGAUUGUUGUCGGUGUGCUGCUCUGUCUUAUUCUGGUGGUAUUGAUUGUGAUAUUUGUGCGAUACCGUAUUAACAGAAGAAAAAUGAAAGCCAUGAUGCCACCAGCGGAUAUGGAAGAAGCGGACUGGGAUAGUGGAGAAUAUGAGGAUGUUGACAAAUCAGACGAAGUAGACAGUUUUAGACGUGGCCGUAAGUAAAAAAAAAAAAGACUAACCAGCUAAUUUUCAGUUUUACACAGUUUUGAAAAACAAUCCUCGAUGGUUCAUGAAUGUCUGUUUGAAUCAGAAUCAGAAAAAUGUUUCACAGGUGCGAGGAAUUGGGUUUGGUGAUUAGGUGCUACACUAGCAGCCAUUCAAAAUGGCCCUUCCCAGUGAAAUGUCAGCCGAAUGGCAGCCUACUUCCAGCCGCUGGAGUGACCCCCUCCUUCUCCUGGGCAU